This is a messenger RNA of Gaeumannomyces tritici R3-111a-1, 1419 nucleotides long. RefSeq names its product BAG domain-containing protein. The transcript is spliced from 2 exons. The record is from RefSeq and is a predicted model, not a curated record. NCBI's taxonomy places the organism in Eukaryota, Fungi, Ascomycota, Sordariomycetes, Magnaporthales, Magnaporthaceae. Bases 1 to 1419 code for a protein of 472 amino acids. Gene Ontology annotation, molecular function: protein-folding chaperone binding.
AUGGUCACUCCGCAGCAGUCUUGCGACUCACUCGAAUCCCCUCGAUCAGCGUCCUCGCGAGGACGACAAAACUCCGUCAAGGUGGCUUCAGGACAGGGAAUCCUGGCAUCCACUGGUGCUUCGUUUGCCAACGUCGCCAACUUGACCGCCUCGCUCUUCCCCAAACUCCCUCCCGGCCUCCAGUCCUACGUCGACGCGACCGUCCUCCGCCUGGCCUCGGCCGCCGACGCCUCAUCAGACUACAUCCGCUCCACAACAGGCCUCUCUCCCACUGCUGUAUACGGAACUCUCGCCGGUGUUAUAUUGCUUGGUGCCCUCCCGACUGUUGCCGCACGAGCCACGCACAACAGGAACAUCGCCGGAAACAAAAUGGAUUCAGGAAGAUCUCGGUAUGGCUGGUCGUCUGUCUGGCCGCGGGGCACCAUCUCGCCCUUCGGCUCUGGCUUAGGGCACGACGGACAGCCGCCCGAUGUGCAAGACGAAGAUUUUAGCUACAUCACCUCGGAGGACUUGCAGGACCAGUCGCGGUAUUACAACGACAACCCGACAGCCAGCAGUACCCGCGUCGGACGCUCCGACCCGGCGCUUGAAAUCCCGGAUGAUGACAUCAUCCUGAUCAAGUUCAAGGACGUCUAUUACCCCGAGCAUUUCCCUGCGUACUCCAUCGCAGAUGGCAAGGUCCUGGCUAUCGACAUCCGCGAGCGCAUCCAGCUCAUCACGAAGCUCACUGAUGAGCAGACGGACCGGCUGAGACUUUACUACAAGGGCAAGGAGCUCAGAGAAGACGAAAUGCCCGCUGCCCGUUAUGGAAUCAAGAACAAGAGCGAGGUUCUAGCCAUCCUCCCGGAUGAUGUCGAGGGCGGUGGGAGCAGCGAGUCCGGCGAGGAGAUAAUCGUCGUGGACGGCGACAAAUCCAAGCCCAAGUCCAAGAGAAAGAGCGGGAAGAGGGGCGAUAGGAGGAGCAAGACGAGCCCUCGCGGCAGCAACGCGAAUCUGGGAAUCCCUGACCCCAUCGACCUCAGGCCGGGCUCGGCUAACAGGUCGCACUCUCCCGCGCCAUCCAGGGCCCCGAGGACCCCGAGGACUCCAUUGCCACCCAAGGAGUACACUUAUCCCCCGGCCGCCCCUGGCAGCGCCAUGGAGACACUGAACAAGAUCGCCAUGAACUUCAACGACAACCUCCGUCCGGUGGCCGACGAAUUUAUUUCGAACCCCCCGGCAGAUGAGAAGAAGCGCAAAGAAGAGUAUCUCAAGAUCACCGAGACGAUCCUGCGGAAUGUCAUCUUCAAGCUUGACGAGGUCGACACGGGCGGUGACGAGACUGUGAGGGCCAGGAGAAAGGAGCUGGUCAUGGAUGUGCAGGGGGUUCUGUCUGAGGCGGACCAGAUGGUGCCCGAAGCUGACAGGACCGGUCGGUGA